AUGGGGAACAGUAAAAGUGGGGCGCUGUCCAAGGAGAUCCUGGAGGACCUGAAACUCAACACCAAGUACACGGAGGACGAGCUGUGCAAGUGGUACGAGAGCUUCCAGAAGCAGUGCCCGGACGGGCGCAUCAGCCGGGCCGAGUUCGAGAAGAUCUACGGCAACUUCUUCCCCAACUCGGACCCCAAGGUCUACGCCCGGCACGUCUUCCGCAGCUUCGACACCAACGACGACGGGACGCUGGACUUCCGGGAGUACAUCAUCGCCCUGCACCUCACCUCCUCCGGCAAGACCAACCUCAAGCUGGAGUGGGCCUUCUCCCUCUUCGACGUCGACCGCAACGGGGAGAUCAGCAAGAGCGAGGUGCUGGAGAUCAUCACGGCAAUAUUUAAGAUGAUUCCCCCUGAAGAGCAGAAAAUGCUGGCUGAGGACGAAAACACCCCCCAGAAACGAGCCGACAAGCUCUGGCACUACUUCAAAAAGGAGGAAAAUGACAAAAUCGCCGAGGGGGAGUUCAUCUCCGGGGUGAUGAAGAACGAAGCCAUCAUGAAGCUGAUCCAAUACGAACCCAAGAAAUAGGAAGGCCGAGGUCCCGGGCCGGGAAGGGAACAGCAACCUGGAGGGAG
Molecule: messenger RNA, 626 nt
Organism: Mauremys mutica (yellowpond turtle)
Lineage: Eukaryota; Metazoa; Chordata; Testudines; Geoemydidae
Product: visinin-like
Exons: 3
Coding region: 1-579 (192 amino acids)
Molecular function (GO): calcium ion binding
Source: RefSeq, a predicted model, not a curated record